AUGGGGUGGAUCGGGGUGAAGCCUGGGCGGUCGACAGAGGGUUGGAGUGCAACAACUUUCACACAGCAUAGUAAUAAAACUGAUACUUCAUGCAGUGAACAAGGCGCUUACAACCCUUUCUCACACGUGUACACCCAAAACGACGUGAGGAGCGUCAUUGAAUACUGCCGACUGAGGGGCAUCAGGGUGAUCCCAGAGUUUGACUCCCCAGGACACACCAGAUCUUGGGGAAACUCACACCCUGAGCUACUGGCCACGUGCUAGGCCCUGAUGGGCAGCCUUGGGCCAAUGGACCCAUCCAAGGAAUCGACCUUCAAAUUCGUCAACACCCUCUUCGGCGAGGUUGCUGGCCUCUUCCCUGAUGGCUACUUCCACCUCGGUGGAGAUGAGGUCAACUAUACUUGCUGGUCAACCAACCAGGCGAUAAACGACUACAUGGCCUCGAUCGGCAUUGCCAGUAACUACCAGCGACUGGAAGGCGUGUACGUCGACAGGGCGAUUGAGAUUGUGCGCAACCUGAACAUGAAGCCUAUGGUUUGGCAGGAGGUGUUCGACAACGGUGGCUCGUCCAUCGACGCGCAGACAGUGGUGCAUGUCUGGAAGGUGCAGGACUUCAUGCAAGAACUGGCCACGGUUACAGGUGCUGGACACGUGGCUCUCCUCUCUUCAUGCUGGUACCUGGACCAUCUGGUGACAGGCGGAAACUGGAAGGAGCUGUAUAACUGCGAGCCGCACGACUUCUCUGGUACGACUGCGCAGAAGGAUCUGGUUCUGGGAGGAGAGGCGUGCAUGUGGUCUGAGUACGUGGACACCAACAGCAUAGAGUCCAGGGUGUAUCCGAGGGCUAGCGCCAUGGCCGAGCGGCUGUGGAGCGAUGUAACCCAGACAAACACGGUUGAGGCCGCCAGACGGCUUGAGGAGUUCCGCUGCCGCCUUGUCAGGAGAGGCAUCAGGGCGCAACCUGCUAACGGGCCUGGAUACUGUCCUGGAGAAGUUUUCAAUGCAUAAUUAAGAAUUUGGACUGUAAAAAUGAUGAAUGGAAAUUUUUUGAAAUUAAAUGAGUUUGAGAGUUAAAAUAUAG
Messenger RNA from Cloeon dipterum, 1081 nucleotides. Its product is annotated as beta-hexosaminidase subunit beta-like. The record is from RefSeq and is a predicted model, not a curated record. Gene Ontology annotation, biological process: ganglioside catabolic process; glycosaminoglycan metabolic process; carbohydrate metabolic process. Gene Ontology annotation, cellular component: lysosome; membrane. NCBI's taxonomy places the organism in Eukaryota, Metazoa, Arthropoda, Insecta, Ephemeroptera, Baetidae. Gene Ontology annotation, molecular function: beta-N-acetylhexosaminidase activity.